AUGAAGCUGAACGUCAAGAAUAUCCGCUAUCUGAGCCCAGAUGACUGGCGCGUCCUCACUGCGACAGAAAUGGGCAGUCGGAACCAUGAAGUCGUGCCCACACCGCUGAUAUCGCAAAUCGCCUCACUAAGAUCUGGAAACGGCGUACACAACUGCAUAUCCAACCUCGCGAAAAUCGGCCUCAUCGCCAAAGUCAAGAAUGCAAAGUACGACGGCUACAGACUGACAUAUGGCGGACUCGACUACCUCGCUCUCCACACACACACCAAGGGCUCCGUCGUCUACUCCGUCGGCAAUCAAAUCGGCGUCGGCAAGGAAUCCGACAUCUUCGUCUGCGCCUCCGAAUCCGGCAGGCAACUCGUCCUCAAGAUCCACCGCCUGGGCCGCAUCUCCUUCCGCACCGUCAAGGCCAACCGCGACUACCUGCGCAACCGCCAGUCCGGCUCAUGGAUGUACAUGUCGCGCCUCGCCGCGCUCAAGGAGUACGAGUUCAUGAAGGCCCUGCACAGAGAAGGCUUCCCCGUACCCGAGCCCGUCGGCCAGAACAGACACACGGUUAUCAUGGGCCUCGUCGACGCCUUCCCUAUGCGCCAGAUCUCCAAGGUCGGUGACGCAUCUACGCUCUACGCCGAACUGCUCGCGCAAAUCGUGCGUUUCGCGCAGUACGGCCUGAUACACGGCGACUUCAACGAAUUCAACAUCCUGGUUGAAGAGCGUGACCAGCCCGACGGUACCGUCUCGCUCAUCCCCACAAUCAUCGAUUUUCCGCAGAUGGUCUCGAUCGACCAUGCGAAUGCCGAGUACUACUUCGACCGCGACGUGGCGUGUAUCAAGCGCUUUUUCGAUCGCCGCUUCGGCUUCACGAGCGACGAGCCUGGGCCGUUCUUCAAAGACGCUAUAAAGACAAUCACAAAGCGGCUGGAUGUCGAGGUCCAGGCCUCGGGCUUCAGCAAGAAAAUGGCAAAGGAGCUGGAGGUGUACAUGAAGGAGCACGGUAUCGACGGCGAUGCAGGCGAGGCCGGGGUGGAGAGGGAAGACGGAGACGACGUCGAAGCUGAGGAGGUAGAGGCAGAGGCAGAGGCAGAGGUCGAGGCAGAAGACCUUGCUCCCGAAGAUGGACCCGUUCAGCCGCCAGCAGACGAGCAGACGCCCUCGGUCCUCGCGCACCAAAUGACUAUUCUAGACAUUCGCGACACUGACCCUCUGCCCGAUCUCAGCGAAGUCAAGCCUCCGCCUCAGCCUACCAUCUCCACAAAAGCCGCGAAGAAAAAGGCCGGGUGGGCCAUCUAG
Messenger RNA from Parastagonospora nodorum SN15, 1290 nucleotides. RefSeq lists its product as hypothetical. Gene Ontology annotation, biological process: maturation of SSU-rRNA; protein phosphorylation. Gene Ontology annotation, molecular function: protein serine/threonine kinase activity; ATP binding. NCBI's taxonomy places the organism in Eukaryota, Fungi, Ascomycota, Dothideomycetes, Pleosporales, Phaeosphaeriaceae. The record is from RefSeq and is a predicted model, not a curated record. The transcript is spliced from 2 exons. The coding region runs from base 1 to 1290 and encodes 429 amino acids. Gene Ontology annotation, cellular component: cytosol; nucleus; preribosome, small subunit precursor.